AUGCCAAGAGAUCUGCCGCUACUCAGAGUUGCUGAGUUAACGCAGGAGAGGCAGGUUCAGUCGUCCUCCAUCACUGCUGACGUCGGCACCAUCCUGGAAUGGGUGACGUGGAACAACUCUCUCCCCAACAAUUCCAUCUCAAUCUACAAUCGAUAUGUUGAUCGCAUUGACUAUGUCUGCAAAUACAUGUGUAACGCUGGCUUUUAUAACCCCAGCAUGGGCCCUUAUUGCCACUAUCCCAGUGCAAAAAAAGCAUAUUUCGGUUCCCCCUUUGAGAUCCUGGUGAACAAAGACAAAUUUGAGAUCCUGCAGUGGAAGGACGAUUCCCAUGGUUCAGUGCCCCAGAAUUCAGUCAGAACCUGUCCCGGGGAGGACACAUAUGUAGGGAAGAACAAAUAUGGACUUGGGAAGGUGGUUACUCAGGAUAAAGCUUUCUACCUGCCUUGGAAGGAAAAAGAGUAUUCAUACAGCCACUACCAGGUCCUGACCUUCGAUCAGAAUGUAAACAGCCAGCAUAUCUAUGAUGUCAGGUACAACACUGAUGAGUCAAAUAUCUUAAAGUAUCCUCCAGAGAUCAUUCAAGAAACAUCCAUCAGCAACUAUGAGUGCCGCCCAGUGGUGAAAACAGAUACCCUCUCAAAGACAUAUCAGGUGGCGCACAGCUGGGACAUCACCUCUUCCAUCACAUUUGGUGUUAAAACUACCAUCACGGCUGGUAUUCCCUCAUUAUUCUCUGUAGGCAUUGAGUUCAGCACCGAGGCGACAUUCCAGUUCUCCCGGGAAAACACGGUGACGGAGGCCAUCACUGAUUCUGUCUCUGUGGAGCUCACUGCUCCACCAAACCACGCCUGCAUGGUUAAUAUGGUGCAGUAUAAGUACAAAGCUGACAUCCCGUUCACAGCACGCCUCAGACGCACAUACGGUAAUGGAGAGAUCCACACGAUGUCCAUCUCAGGGACGUACAACAGCGUUCAGAUUAGAGAAGUCCAGGCCGUGGUGGACCGAUGUGAACCUCUAGAGAAUACCCAGCCUUGUCCAUAA
This is a messenger RNA of Thunnus maccoyii (southern bluefin tuna), 1041 nucleotides long. Its product is annotated as natterin-4-like. Bases 1 to 1041 code for a protein of 346 amino acids. The transcript has a single exon. The record is from RefSeq and is a predicted model, not a curated record. NCBI's taxonomy places the organism in Eukaryota, Metazoa, Chordata, Actinopteri, Scombriformes, Scombridae.